AUGUUGAACACGAUGACCUUCUCACCACAGCAGCAGAUGAUGACAGGUCCUAGGUGGAACCGGGCCUUGUCCUAUCCAUUGUUUAUACUGUUGUUAGCCUUGCAGCUGCUAGUUGUGGCUGGCUUGGUGAGAGCUCAGACCUGCCCAUCUGUCUGCUCUUGCAGUAAUCAGUUCAGCAAAGUCAUCUGUACACGCCGAGGCCUGCGAGAUGUUCCUGAUGGUAUCUCCACAAACACCCGGUACCUAAACUUGCAAGAGAACCUAAUCCAGGUGAUUAAGGUAGACAGUUUCAAGCAUUUACGACACCUGGAAAUCCUGCAGCUUAGCAAGAACCACAUCCGUAGCAUUGAAAUUGGAGCCUUUAAUGGCCUGGCUAACUUAAACACACUGGAACUCUUUGAUAACAGAUUGACUACUAUACCAAAUGGAGCAUUUGAAUAUUUGUCUAAGCUCAAGGAGCUGUGGCUAAGGAAUAAUCCUGUUGAGAGCAUACCAUCCUAUGCCUUCAACCGUGUGCCCUCACUAAGACGACUAGACCUUGGGGAGCUGAAAAGGCUCUCUUAUAUUUCUGAAGGUGCUUUUGAAGGCCUGAGUAACCUGCGAUAUCUAAACCUUGGCAUGUGUAAUCUAAAAGAGGUACCCAAUCUUACUCCCCUGGUACGUCUGGAUGAGUUGGAGAUGUCAGGAAAUCAGCUCUCAGUUAUACGACCAGGCUCUUUCAAAGGACUUGUCCACUUGCAGAAACUGUGGAUGAUGCAUGCUCAGAUCCAGACAAUUGAAAGAAAUGCCUUUGAUGAUCUUCAGUCACUUGUGGAACUGAAUUUGGCUCAUAAUAAUCUUACCCUGCUUCCCCAUGACCUCUUUACACCCCUUCACCAUUUGGAGAGGGUGCACUUACACCACAACCCUUGGAAUUGUGACUGUGACAUCCUGUGGCUUAGCUGGUGGUUGAAGGAAAUGGUCCCAGCCAACACCAGUUGCUGCGCUCGGUGCAGUACCCCUGCCAGCUACAAGGGACGCUAUAUUGGCGAAUUGGACCAAAACUAUUUCCACUGUUAUGCACCAGUCAUUGUGGAACCACCUGUUGAUUUGAAUGUAACAGAAGGCAUGGCUGCAGAACUAAAAUGCAGAGCUAAUUCACUGACAUCGGUCAGUUGGAUUACACCCGAUGGAUCCAUCAUGACACAUGGUGCUUAUAAGGUGCGUAUUUCUGUGCUCAAUGAUGGGACAUUAAACUUUACAAAUGUCACAUUGCAAGAUACAGGGACUUAUAUAUGCAUGGUUAGCAACUCAGCGGGCAACACUACAGCCUCUGCUACACUAAAUGUGUCCUCAACAGAGAACAGCAGCUUCAGCUACUUCACCACUGUAACAGUAGAGACGAUUGAGCCAGCAAAUGAUGAAGGACACACCGUGGUGCUGCAGAAAAUUGGUCCUACUCCUUCGUCUGUGAUGUGGGAGACAACAACUAUACCAACUACAACAACCACAACUUCUCGGGUCUCCACAAAAGCUACGGAUAAAACCUACACCAUCCCAGUUACGGCAAUGGGAGAUGGUUCUCUCAACACUUUGGAUGAGGUAAUGAAGACCACAAAGAUCAUCAUUGGCUGCUUUGUGGCCAUCACACUAAUGGCUGCAGUUAUGCUGAUCAUCUUCUACAAAAUGCGCAAGCAGCAUCACCAGCAGAACCACCAUGCACCAACACGAACAAUUGAGAUUAUUAACGUAGAUGAGGACUGCAUGACUGUUGGGCCAACCAUGGAGGGUCACCUUACUCUGCCACCUCUUGAGCAUGAGCAUAUUAACCAUUUCAAUAGUUAUAAAACAGUAUACAAUCACUCGUCUACUAUAAACUCUAUACAUACCUCUGCACAUGAACCUUUGCUUAUUCGGGCCAGCUCAAAAGACAAUGUACAAGAGACCCAGAUCUGA
Messenger RNA from Trichomycterus rosablanca, 1935 nucleotides. It is a transcript of the gene lrrc4ca, whose product is annotated as leucine rich repeat containing 4C, genome duplicate a. The transcript has a single exon. NCBI's taxonomy places the organism in Eukaryota, Metazoa, Chordata, Actinopteri, Siluriformes, Trichomycteridae. Gene Ontology annotation, biological process: modulation of chemical synaptic transmission; regulation of axonogenesis; synaptic membrane adhesion. Gene Ontology annotation, cellular component: glutamatergic synapse; plasma membrane; postsynaptic density membrane. Bases 1 to 1935 code for a protein of 644 amino acids. Gene Ontology annotation, molecular function: cell-cell adhesion mediator activity. The record is from RefSeq and is a predicted model, not a curated record.